Papaver somniferum (opium poppy) is the source of this 800-nucleotide messenger RNA. RefSeq names its product sulfated surface glycoprotein 185-like. NCBI's taxonomy places the organism in Eukaryota, Viridiplantae, Streptophyta, Magnoliopsida, Ranunculales, Papaveraceae. The record is from RefSeq and is a predicted model, not a curated record. Bases 164 to 580 code for a protein of 138 amino acids. The transcript has 2 exons.
AAAAGAUUCGGCCUCUAAAGCUCUAACCAAACCAGUCAAUCCAAAUUAUGGCUAUUACGAGGAUAUUUUCUGGUUCUUUUCUUGUUCUUUUCCUCCUGGCAAUCACCCGUAUCUCUGUUGUGGAAAUGACAGCGGUAUCCAGAGGAGUACUGUUGUGGAAAGCAUGUCGCUGGAAGGAAAAGAAGCAUGUAACCCUAACGACUUGUACACAGACGUUCUCUGGGCUCCAACAUCUGAUUGCACCGUUUAUUGUACAAACUGGUGUAGAGAUGCAUGUGUUUCCAAGUUCAGUAGCACAAUGGUCAAUAAUAAAUGCACGGUAGCUAACAACAGUGUGCAUCGCGACUGUUGCUGCAAAAACAAUUUUCCACCACCACCCCCUCCAUCGCCACCUCCACCAUCACCGUCGCCACCCCCUCCAUCACCACCUCCACCAUCACCGUCACCGCCCCCUCCGUCGCCACCCCCUCCUUCACCACCUCCAUGUCCAUUCCCAGAACCAUGCUCUAGCUGCGGAUGUUGCAACACGGACAUCAAUAUUCAGAUCUCUGUAAAACAAGGCGGCAAUGUCAAACUAUGAACACCGUCAUCAUCGUCUGUUGCUGAUCAUAGCCUCUGAUAUCCAUUACUAUGUCUGCACUGUGUACUUGAUCAGAAUACUACUGGUCACACGUUUAUCUCUUUGCUAGCUAGCUACAACAAUAAGAUGAAGAAAAGUAUCAAUUAGACUCUAAAUACGUAGCAACUACAGUAUUAACUAAUUUUAGUUAAUUUGGAGUUUGAAACUCUGAAAAAAUUAA